Molecule: messenger RNA, 9834 nt
Organism: Dromiciops gliroides (monito del monte)
Lineage: Eukaryota; Metazoa; Chordata; Mammalia; Microbiotheria; Microbiotheriidae
Gene: C6H4orf54
Product: chromosome 6 C4orf54 homolog
Exons: 2
Coding region: 1853-7234 (1793 amino acids)
Source: RefSeq, a predicted model, not a curated record
GCUAGUAAGUGUCUGAGGUUGGGUUUGAACUCAGGUCCUCCUGAAUCCAAGGCUGGUUCCUUAUCCACUGCACCACCUAGCUGCCCCUAUAAUAAUUUUUAAUUGCCCAAUUAAAAAUCACUAUUUUCUUUUGCUCCCUCUAAAUUUUGGUAUCCUGAGAUAGAAUCCAGGUCUUUCUAUUCCAGUUCCAGCCCUGGUGAGAGACUAUACAUCAGUAAAUAUAAUGUCUGUACACAAGAGAGAGAAAAGUGGAAGUAGGGAUUUGGAAGAAGCAUCUUUAAUAGCUUUGUAUCACCCUGGGAUUGUUUAUUCUCUUGGCUCUCAUGCUUUUGGCAAAAAGCCAGUGUGGGAGAGAUCAGGAAGGUUGUCCUUUUAGACACCUACUUUGGAAGGUAUAUCCUUCAGGUGGCAUUAGGCACCCCACUCCCUGUCUGCCCACGGCUGGAUCCAGAGGGAAGAACAUUUUUGCAUGUGUGGGUGACAUUCUUGUUUCAAGGGAAUGGUCGAUGAUGUUAUUUUUGCUUCCCACAAAUGGAGAUGUUUAAAAUAGGGCUUUAUUCCAUCGGCAUAAGUGACACAUAGCCUAUGUAUAGUGGGGAAGUAAGGUCCUGGCAGAUGGAGAGGAUUUGAUCUCCACAAAACACAAGAGCUGUGGAUGCUGGAGAUCACAACCAGGGGAGAGCUGCUUCAGGGAUCACCAGCCAAGAGCCCCAAUCUCCGGCUGCCCCAUCCUUCUUCCCAGACCACUGGAUGGACUGAAUGGAUGAACCACCAAGCCAGUGAGCUGGGAUUUGGGCUUCACUUCCGGAGGGUAUGCCACUGGGUUGUGUUUCCUCUUUGAACCUCCCUCCAAGCUGCAUGGUACUGAUGAAGGGUAAACUGCGUUGUUCUUGAGUGUCUUUUGACUUGGUGCCCUGAAGCUCUGGAGGAGGGCCAGUGUAAUCUAAUCAGGGGACUGCAGCUGAAGCUAUAUUUAAUUAGGGGUUUAUUGUCUGGCCAUGGUUUCACAAAUUGGGAGACCUUUGGAAACUUUUGUUGGGGGGAAUGGAGGUGGAGUGCCCGUUUCUGCUUUCAACCCCUUCCAAUUUCUCCAACUUAGUAACUAUAUUGGAAAAGUUUUACAAAACCUCGCUUGCUUGGUUCUGUGAAAAAAUACCCCUUUGUCCUUUUUGUUGUCUCUAAGAAGAUUCUAGAAGAGAUUUUCCAAACAGCACUGGGAAUUGAGGGGGGAAGGUUAGAGAGGGUAACUUUGGGAUAUGUAGAAAAGGAUCGCUUCCUCUAUUAACACCUUUAUUGUCAGAAGCCAUCCUCUUCAGAUGCUAAGAGGAAUUGGAUGACUUUCCAAGAGAAAGUUAUGCCCAAGGGAAAUCUUGAAACUUUCCCAGAAUUUCUGUGCAUGUGACUUUAAAGAGAUGCAAUGAAAAAAUGGGAGAAAGAGAAAAGCCCCAUUAAUUUGGGACUUUGAGGGGCAAAAGAGAUGGGGAAGCUGAAGGAUAAUUUACUAUUUCCUCAACCCAUCUAAAGUAGAGAUUGUAGUCUGUUCUGAUUGUUUUGAAUAAAAAACAUAUGACUCCCCUCAAUUACACCUCCCAACCCUUCUCUCUCUCUGUGUGUCUCUGUCUCUUUGUCCCUCUCUCUCUCUGUCUCUCCCCCCUGCCUCUGUGUCUCCCUGUCUCUGUCUCUGUGUGUCUCUCUGUCUCUGUCUCUCAAAAUUCUCUGUCGAGCCUAUCCUCUUCAUCCAGAAGUUUGGUUUCAGUAUGCCUGGAGACUGGACACUAAAAAUAUUUCUGGAAUGACGUGAACCUCUCUCACCCCAUUCAGGACCUGGACGAGGCUACAGAAGAACCAACACAUGCUUUCCCUUCAUUUCUGGGUGUCUCCGGGUCGGGCUACAGAUGCUGCUCCUUCUGUUACCAAUGGCAUUCGGUCUCAUAGCUGCAGACAGUGCCAAGCCAACAACUGUACGGGAAAGCUCAGCUACAAGACCCUGGCAGCUAUCACCGCAGGAGCAGCAGCCCCCCCAGCACAGCCCACUGCAGCCACCUCCGCCACCCCAUCCAGGGGCCUUCCCGUCUCCCUUGGGUUUGCCCGGGCCACGCCACAGGGGCUGAAGAAGUUGAAGUUGGUAUCAGUGGCAAAAGUGUCCCCAGCUGGGGGGCUGUUCCGGGCACGUGGGCCCCUUCUCCAGGCAACUCUUCGUCCCAGAGGGGGCCACCAGAGUAGGAUCCAAGACACCUUCGGCUCUCACCACUGUCUCCUCCUGUCACUGCGGCCUGAGGAAGGGAUCAGUAUGGAAGUGACCACUCCUGACCUAGUGAAGCAGCCCAAAGUGAGUGAAAUCGGGGAUGGGGAGGGCAGCCGCCAAGGCAGCCAAGACCUCAAACAGCCGCAGCUGACGCUUGCAAAGCCACCCGGGGAAGCGAAAUAUGUGGAGAUCUGUGGCCCGGGAGGAACAGCCAGAGAAAGCCCCGGGACUUCGACCUUAACUCCGGUAGGGGACCGUGGGAACCCUCAGAGCGGAGCCAGCAGCCCCCCGGAGGAGCCCCCGGCCCGCACUCCCCAGACUCCUACCUCCUCGGAGCUCGCUGGCUUCCAGCUCUCCUGCAGCCGUGGGGGUGCCAAGUCCAUUUCUUCUUUCUCCUCGUCCCCAGCGGAUAAGGUAGGGGAAGCCUGCUCCCCUCACCUGGACGACACGCCCACUUCCAUUGGGGGUCUAGCCUCAUCGUCUUCUUCCUUAGGUUUCGAGAGUGAGAGCGGUGAGGGCAGCGACAGCGAGCCCAGCGGCCCGGAGAUUUCCAACCCAGCCCACCGGCCCAGAGGGGGAGAAGGAGGAAAAGCAAGAGGAGGAGCAGGAAGAGGAGGCCCAGCAGGGCUCAGGGCCACCCCUGCCAAGUCCCAGGGCUGCGGCCACCCCCCACCGCAGGAGGAGGCUCACUACAUCACCACCCAUGAGAUCCAGCUGAGUGAAGUCGAGCAGGACACAGACUUUGACCUCGGGUUGGCCUCCCGGUGGGACUUCGAGGACAACAACGUGAUCUAUUCCUUCGUUGACUACGCUUCCUUUGGUGGUAGUGAUGAGACCCCCGGGGACGACACCACCCCGACCGAAGACAGCUGCUACCUGAGCACCGGCCCGAGCACCAGUGCCACCAGGACUCCCACCCCCAUCAGCAGCGAGCCAGGGCACGCAACCAUGGCCAGCGAUGGCCGUGACACCAGCAGCACUGAAGUGGGCAGCACCCUCUCUGAAAGUGACACCGAUACGGCUGCUGCUGCCACCCCCCCUUGUGAGCCCCCAGGCGAGCCCCAGAAGGCAGCUCCAGCAGCAGCAGCAGCGGCAGCAGCAGCAGCAGCAGCAGCAGCCCCGAGCAGCUGUGGGAACGCUCCAGGCCAGAUCCGCCUAUCAAUCAAACCAACUUCCCGGGCUAUAAAUGAGCCUAGCAACGUGCGGGCAAAGCAAAACAUUAUUCACGCUGCCAAGCAUGAAGGCGAAAUGAGCCUCCGAGUCUCUUCAGCUGCUGAACACAAUUCAAAUCCGCCCAAGCCGCACCCGGCUGCAGCAACAGCCCAAGACCAUGCAAAGAAAUUUAUCGCCGUACCUGCCCGCCUGCAGACCCGCUGCGGGGCCAUCCGGGCCAAGGAGCUGGCGGACUACUCCAGCGGGGCGUCCAGUGCGGUCAGCGAGCUGGACGAUGCAGAUAAAGAGGUGCGUAACCUGACGUCCCGAGCCUUCCGGAGCCUGGCUUACCCUUACUUUGAGGCCCUUAACAUCAGCUCCCGGGCUUCCUCCGCAGCCCUCUCCGACGUGGGCUUUGGCCGCUGGUCGACCUUCCUGGAUCUCAAAUGCGGGGGGCUGGGGGCCAGGGUGGAGCAGAGCCUGCUGAAGAACAGCGCUGCGGCCGUGGCUGCAGGGCUGCGGAAGGGGACUGGGGCCAGGAGCUCGGCCGCAGACCAACUCUACAUCCAGUCCAAGAAGGCUCAGACCAAGGCCCUGGAGUUUGUGGUCAGCAAGGUGGACGGGGAGAUCACCCACGUGGAGACGCCCCUGUGCUUCCAGAAACAGGUCCAGAGUGGCUCCCGGAUCGUCACCCUCUUGGAGACGCUCAAUCUCCGCAGCGAGAGCAAAGCGAGCUCCGUGGCUGGGUCCGGGAAAAAAGGUGCCAACAAGGCCCCGGGCUCAGUUUACACGGAUGACGAGGGCUCGGAGGCCUCGGAGAGCGUCAAGCCUUCCUCCCGGGCAGAAGGGACUCAGAAAAAGUCCAAAUUUGCUUCCAGCCUUCUCAAAAAUGUCAUCUCCAAGAAGAUGCAGCGGGAGAAGGAGUUCAAGAUGGAGCGGGGGGAAGUCUCGGACACAUCCCACAAGAAGCCCCCUGGCUCGUCCAGGGAGCCCGAGGACUCGUCGGCUUGGGAGAAGCCCCCCGAGAAGGGGCUGCAGAGACAGAGUUCCCACUACUCCGAGGCCAGCUCUGAGUACACAGUGGUCAGCGUCUCGGACGCUGGCGGGGACACUCCACUCUCCGAAGACAAGUCUCCAGUUUUCCAAGCGAGCUCUCCCCGGGAAAGCGGAGCCGGCUCCAGGAGACCCUUGGCUGACCACCGCCCGGAAGAGGUGUGCGGAAUUAAGAAGGGCGCCUCCGAAACCGUCAAGGGCAUCUUCCUUCGCAGCCAGAACAGCGCCUUUAGGUCCUGGAAGGAGAGGGACGGGGAGAAACUGGAGGAGAAGGCCCCCAUCCGGAAGCUGAAGCUCUCCAAAGGUGGGGACUGGAAGGCUGACCUUGGGGAGAUUUCGGCUAGCAAGUCGACCAUCAUGUCCCGGCUCUUCGUCCCCACCAUCCAGCACACUCCCAAAGACAAACAACCGGGCAAACAGGCCACUAAAUAUCCUACGGCCCAGGCUGCCUCCACAGCUGUGAUCAAACCCAAAGUCCCUGAAAUCAAGAUCCGCCUGGGCAGCGUGCAGGAGCCCAGCGCCGACUUCAAUAUAGCCAAGUUACUCACCCCGAAGCUGGCAGGCGGCAGCACUUCGACGCUCUUCAAGACCACCGAGGACCACAGCAGAGCGCAGCAGAAACUGUUCCGGGGGGACAGCUUGGAAAAGGUGCCUCAGUUCCAGGUACGGGACGUGAGGGAGAAAUCCAAAGCUCAAGGGCCGCUCCACCAGGUGAGAGACGUCAGGAAAUUGAUCAAAGGAUCGGGAGAAAGCAGUGAUAAAGGCAGCGUUACCCCGGAACAGGGAACCUCGGGACCGAAACCCAGGCAGCUCUCUGCGGGCGGCGGCCCGCCCAAGUCCCUGUCCCCGAUGGUGAUCACGUGCCAGGCGGUAGCGAGCCACAGAGAAGAAGGCAUGGACCGAGAUCUAAGGGAUGGCGCGGGGAAAGCUGCCACUAGGACCCUUCCCUCUUCUUCUCCUGAAGGUACAGUCUUAGUUCACAGGGCAUCCGGUCGGUUACCCGUGGCCACCAUUGCUCCCAAUAAGACCGAACACGGUUCCCACCUGCCGGUACUAAAGAUUGUCUCCAAGGCGUCUGCGCAGAAGUCACCAGAAAAGGCCCGAGAAGAAGAGGUCAAGGAGGAAGUCAAAGCCCCCAAGCCGACACGCAACGCCCUGGAGAAGCUCACGGCGGCCGUGAGGUCGAUGGAGGAGCUGUACAGUUUCAAUAGGUAUGAAUGGAAGCGUAAGAGUGACCCGCUGCCCAUGAUGACCGACAGUCACGUGCUGUCCCUCAUCGAGAGCGAAGAACGCGAAGGCAAUGGGGGAGAAGCCGGCAAGCCGGCCAAGAGGCUGGUCGAGGUAGAAGACCGAGGGCCCGGGGGGAAGAGCGGGGUGCUCAUGAGGGGGGUGGCCCCAGAACGCCUUCAGCGAAGAAACUCCAACCCCAAUGCUGAGAGUGUGUCGGCCAGGGCUGCGGCCUUUGAGAACAUGGCUAGGGAAAGGCCCCGGUCUCUCUACAUCCCCCCAGCCCACAAAGACGCGGAGAGGACCCAGCCUCUGCAGCCCUUACCUCCCUUGCCCAGCAGCCGAAACACCUUCACAGUAAGUACCCAGAAAACAGCUGUAGUGGCGGGCGGGAUCGCGGGCAAGUUCCCUCAAGGGCCUGCCCAGGAGAGCUCUUCCGUGGCUAAGGGGAUCAAAUCCCAGGGCCUCCGCUCCCUCAAGAUCUCUCCGGCCACCCGAGCACUGCCCACGGAAGGCACUAGCAAGAAGAGCGGCAGUGACGGGGAUAAGGGCUUGGACUCAGCCGGCAGUGACGGGGGGAGCUACCUGCCCGGCCCUCUCAAAGGGAACGUGGGGGGUGCCGAGGUGCCCGGAAGAGCAGGAGCCGCGGCUUCCUCUGCGGCCACCCUCUGUAGCCUGCCGCCCCUGAGUGCCCGCAGCCAGGUCCCCGGCGGUGCCAAGGGCGCCCAGAGCAGUGGGGUCAGUCGGCCCAGCUGGCGGAAUAAAACAGACGGUGCCCGGGACCCGGCCUCCACUGCCCCAGCCGUAGCCCAGAGCCCCGAGCAGCCCCCGACGGCAGUCUAUCACCAGCAGUCACUGCCUUUCUCCCUGCACGGGGCCCAAGCACAGGUUCUGUGUUUCUCCCCUCCCGGCAUCUCUGCCCCGCCCCCUGCAACAGCAGCUCCGGGCCCAACCGACCCCUUCCAGCAGCCGCAGCCUCAGCAAACCCAGCGGAAGAUGCUCCUAGACCUGACCACUGGCCAGUACUACCUGGUAGACACACCGGUUCAACCCAUGACCCGCAGGCUGUUUGACCCGGAGACUGGGCAGUAUGUAGAUGUCCCCAUGACCUCCCAGCAGCAGGCAGUGACUCCCAUGUCCAUCCCCGUCCCCCCUUUAGCUUUGAGCCCUGGUGCCUACGGCCCCACCUACAUGAUCUACCCUGGGUUCCUGCCUCCAAUGCUGCCCCCCAAUGCCCUGCAGCCGCCGACCCUCACCCGUGCUCCUGGAGGAAGUGAACUCUCUCCCCUGACUAGAGAUCCCUCUGGCAAAGAUGCAGCAGCCCCCAGAGAUAUGGCUUUUGCCGAGACCCCGUAUUUUAUCGCCAUGGGCCAGCCUUCCUCCUCUACUUCAUCCUCUGGCCCCGCCGCAACCUCCCAGCUUGUAGGCGCCAAGGGCUUCGCCCAGGUGCACGGCAAGCCUGUCAUCAGCAUCACCUCACAGCCAAUGGGGCCAAGGAUCAUCACGCCCCCAUCUUUCGAUGGUACCACCAUGAGCUUCGUGGUGGAACACAGAUGAUGAGCAAAAACAUUUCCGGGAAAACAAAUGGAAGCAGCUCCUGGAGCAAGGUGGAAGGACUCUCCUCAUUUAAUCUGGGAAUCACCUUCCAACAGCACUAAGAAUUCAUCUGUAAAACGGCUUCUACCUUUUUUUCCCCUCAUUUUUUGCUCCAUUCAAACCAAGUGUGUAAGUUUCUUGUUUUCCAGGCAGUAUACAUCAUUGUAGUUUUAUGAAGCAAGUUAAAAUAACACUAAGCCUUUUUUUCUCUGUAAAAUUGUUUCUUUUUAUAUUGAAUUCAGAAUGUAAGCUUCAUAUUUGUCCCUGAGGUAAAAGUCCUUGAAAUGUUCACAGGGUUCAAUUAAAACUUGCAAAUGAAAGGUGCUAGUUCUGCUAUACAGGGCUUCUGAAACAGCUCAGCCAAUCAGACAAAAAUAUCUGUUUGGAUCAGAGAAGCAUUCUUAUUGGGACUUGGAAUCUUAGGGGAUUCUCUGGGGGAAUCACAGAACACAUCUGGAUUUCAGAUGUGCCAAGGAAGUACUUUGGAUAGCACUGCGAGAACGUAUAGUUACUCUCUGGUGUUUGUUUCAUGAGUUAUUUUAAAGGAUUUGGUAUGAUUUUAAAAGUGAUUAUGAAAAGAAAUAAGGGUUUUCUUUUUCUCCUUUGUACUGUGCUAUGUCACUUGAAAAUUGGACAGGUUGAACGUACUAGGAAGUCAAUGAGUGAAUUUGAAAUUAAGUUCUUUGUCCCAUAAGGGGACGUUUUUCUUUCAGAAUGCAGGCUUUUGAUACAAGUUUGGAAUGUCUGGGUUGUUUUCUUUUACCUUUCCCAUUUUAAUGAUUCCCCUCGAUAGCUGCUUGCUUUUCUGGUACACUGAACAAUAUAGAAAGUUUGGGGUAACAGAAUGAGAUGUCACUAGGAGCUCAGGUGGGUCUGCGUCCCUGUGGCCAGUCUGCACGGCUGCAAACAAUGAUGGAAGAGUCUAGUUCCUAAACAGCAUCACCAGACCUGUUGAAUCUUUCCAUUGCCUCUAAUUAUGCCUCAGUUGUAUAGACACUGCCUUAGUCAUAUCAUUAUUCUGAGGGAGAUAUAAGGAAGACUAUCCUACAAAUCUUCAACAGUCAUAAAUAACGAGAGAAUAUGGAUCGCUUGCCCUAUCUGAGGUAGUAUUAAACAGCUUAUUGAGAAAAAAAUUAUUUUAAUUGCCUCCCAAUCUGAUUUUUGAGAUGCUAAAACAAAUAUCCCCGUAGAUUUCUCUCAAGGAAUUUCUUUUCCUGUUCUGGGUUGUUCAAAAUAAAAACCUAGCAAUUUAAAAUAUUACCCUUGGCUUGAGAAUAUGACCCAACAAUAUCGUUUUCUCUUUAGAAUAGCUUCUGAGAACACCACCACCACUUUCUUGGCGUAGGACACAAGGUUGCGUGGCUCAUGGUACUGGUCUCCUCCCACUAUAGUCACACCUCUUAUCUGUCAGACCUGCUAAUCAUUAGUGAAAAGAAUCCCACUGUGUAAAUGUGGGGGCUCCCUUGAGAGAUCCUAAUCUAGAAAUAAGUUCCACUGAGCAUGGAAGAAGUAGGAGCCAAUUCUCUCUGGCUGAGAAUCCGACUAUGAAGGAAACAAGGUUUAGAAUGUGGUGGCGGCAUGCUCUCAGGAAUCCCCUGGAAAUACUGUUGCGAUGUGUUCGGCCUAAAGGCCACAGGCCUUGAUUUGUCUUUUGCGUUUAAGUCCUGUCUGAAAGCAUCAUUUAAUUUUGUCAUGCUGAGCUAUGCCUGCUCUUAUAAGACGUAUACCUCUUGCUGACGGCAGUGACUGACUCUGAGGUCAUGAGUGAUUUGCCCAAGGCCCUCGGUGAGUCACCUUGCUAUAUCCAGACUCCUUCUCAUGAAACAUUAGUGGGGAGGCCAAACCUCGGCUCCAAGUGCUAGCAGCACUAAUGCAGUUGUCAGUGGAAGCUGAAGCCCACAGAUGUCAUGAGUGAUUUGCCCAACAUUGCUCAGGUCAUUGGUAGGGAAUCCUAAGCCCCCGGGGAGUAGAGAUGUGGCCUUCAGUGGGACUAACAGCCUCAGAAACUCUUCACGGCAGAUUUAAGCCUUAACUUUUCACAUUGGGAAAAGACUUGAGUUCUAUAGGAAAUAUCGCUUCUUGUUUUUUUGUCCAGAUGAUACUAAGUGCUUGAGUAAUCUCACUUUAUUGAUUUCUAUAGGAUAUAGAAUGAGAUGGAUAAUUAAGGGGCAAAAUGAUGAGAACACAGAUCCAAUGACUGCUGAAAUUGAUUUUACGCCAGCUAUUACUAAUUCCAAUGCUCUGAUCUUAAUAAAAUAAAUGCCUUAUGCCAGGGUCACCACACAAUUCACUACCUCAAGUCAGAGGGUAGGAGAGAUUUUUUAAACCUUUUAAGUUAAAUUUUUUUAAUUUUAAAAUUUAGAAUUAAAAAAUUUUAAUAUAAAGCUAUUCUUGAUGUUGUAUUACUUUGUCAUCUCUUGAGGUUGCAUUAAAUAUUGAUGGACAAGGGCAGCUAGGUGGCACAGUAGAUAAAGCACCAGCCUUGGAUUCAGGAGGACCUGAGUUCGGGUCCAGCCUCAGACACUUGACACUCACUUACUAGGUGUGUGACCCUAGACAAG